UUGGUCGAGUAUUAGGACGUCGUUUACAAGCGGUCUGUCUAACCUUACGGGCUUUCCCCACUGGAGCCCUGAGCAUUGACCACUCCACAGAAAAAGGUCUUCUGUACGAGCAAAGAGCCGUGAGGAGACUAGAACCCACCGCCACACUUUUGUGUGAGCCGUGACCCCGCUUGGAACGGGUUGUCAGCCGAGCGUCUGAGCUCCCAGCCCACCGUCCCCACAGCUCCCAGAAGCGGCUCCCGGGGCCUGAUGCCCAUUCCACACUGCAGACACUCAGGUCCCAGGUACUUCCGUGCAGGGCUGGCCUCGGCUCGGCUGAGCCCUCUCUACCAGCUUUUGUCACCACCUCCCGCCGUCCCUCUCUGCCUACGGGCCCCAUGGCGGCGCCGGCGCUGGCAUUGAUAUCAUUUGAAGAUGUGGCCAUAACCUUCACUGGGGAGGAAUGGAGACAUCUAGACCUGGCCCAGAGGACCUUGUACCAGGAGGUAAUGCUGGAGACUUGCGGCCUCCUGGUCUCACUGGGGCAUCCUGUUCCCAAGGCAGAGCUGAUUCACCUACUGGAGUAUGGGCCAGGACUGUGGACAGUAAAGAGAGGCCUCUCCAGAAACACCUGUACAGGUGAAAAAGCAAAUCCCAAGACCACACAGCUUACUGCUUCUCAGCUGGCCCUCAUUGAGGAAGCCUCUUUUGAGGAACAAGUGACACAUGGCACCUCAAGGGAUUCCUGGCUGGGGCAAGCAAAGUAUCAGGAAAAACUGUCAGAAAUGCAGGAAGGGAACUGGAGGCCAGGAGAAGAUCCCCACAAGGAGGCAUGCCUGAGGAAGUUGAGCCAUAAACAUGAUGAUUUUGUGACAGAUGAUAGUCUUUGUUUAGGGGUUUUACCGGAGCAAGUCACUAUACAAGAUGCUCUGCAUGAAUGUGAUUCCCAAGAACCAGGAAAAGACCUGGUUGUUGAUGUAAGGAAUAACCUCUAUAAGUGCAAGGAAUGUGGAAAAGAUUUUAGCAAGAAUUGGGCCCUUAUUCGGCAUCAACAGAUUCACGCUGGAGUGAAGCCUUAUGAAUGCGGUGAAUGUGGGAAAGCUUCUCGUUAUAUGGCAGACUUCAUUCGACAUAUGAGGUUUCAUACUGGGGAAAAGCCGUACAAGUGUAUCGAGUGUGGGAAAGCCUUCAAACGCAGGUCUCACCUCACAGAGCACCAGCGUAUUCACACUGGAGAUAAACCCUAUGAAUGCAAAGAAUGUGGUAAAGCUUUCACCCAUCGCUCCUCUUUCAUCCAGCAUAAUAUGACUCACACUAGAGAAAAACCAUUUUUGUGCAAGGAAUGUGGGAAAACCUUUUACUACAGCUCCUCCUUCGCUCAACAUAUGAGGAUUCACACUGGAAAGAAACUCUAUGAGUGCAGCAAAUGUGGAAAGGCCUUCACUCACCGCUCCACUUUUAUCCAACAUAAUAUGACCCACACGGGAGAAAAACCCUUUUUGUGCAAAGAAUGUGGAAAGGCUUUCUGCCUCAACUCAUCCUUUACUCAACACAUGAGGAUUCACACUGGAGAGAAACCCUAUGAGUGCAGUGAGUGUGGAAAAGCCUUUACUCAUCGAUCUACUUUCAUCCGGCAUAAGAGGGCACAUACUGGAGAGAAGCCCUUUGAGUGCAAAGAAUGUGGAAAAGCGUUUUGUGACAGUUCUUCCUUAAUUCAACACAUGAGGAUUCACACUGGUGAGAGACCCUAUGAAUGCAGUGAAUGUGGAAAGGCCUUUACACACCAUUCUGUUUUUAUCAGACACAAUAGGACCCAUAGUGGGAAAAAACCUUUGGAGUGUAAAGAAUGUGCAAAAGCCUUUUACUAUAGCUCUUCCUUUACUCGACACAUGAGGAUUCACACUGGGGAAAAGCCUUAUGUAUGCAAAGAAUGUGGAAAGGCUUUUACCCAACCUGCAAAUUUUGUUCGGCAUAAUAGGAUCCACACUGGAGAAAAGCCCUAUGAGUGCAAAGAAUGUGAGAAGGCCUUUUGUGACAGCUUUGCCUUAACUCAACAUGUGAGAACUCACACUGGAGAGAAACCCUUUGAAUGUGGUGAAUGUGGGAAGGCCUUCAGCCACAGUUCAUCCUUCACUCACCAUCAAAAGAUUCACACCAGAGUUUAGAAGAUGGAGGAAGGCCUUGUGCAAGUUUGCUCACUUCAGGCAAUUUUAGUGAACUCAUACUGGUGAAGUACCUUUCCUUUUUUAAUAUAACUAUUCAGGGAAGUCUUUUGGCCAGAGAGAUAUCUUACUCAGUGUCAGAAGAGAAACAUAAUUAUCAUCUCUGUGAAAGCUUUCUAUGGCAGGUCAUCUAAAGGGUCAUACUAGAAAUUGACACUGGCUACAGCUUUCCACUACAUCUGAGAAUCCACAAGGGAGAAUCAGUGGUUGUCAUGCAUUUGGGGAAAAUGUCAGCAACAGUCCUUCCUAUGUUUGUUACAAAUCCAUCUCAAGAGCAUUUAAAGAGAUGUAGAAGAGAAAGGAAAGGGAAAUGCAUGUGUGUCUUUUUUCCGAUCUCCCUGCCAAGCUUAUGACAAUUUGUCAUUUGUGUGGGGGCAGGGGAGGGGCUGAAAGGGGAGAGGUCUAAGGCCUCAUCCCCUUUAUGUAUUUUUUUAUAUCCAUAGUCAGGAGAAUUGGACCAUUGGGAUGUUAACUCUGCUAACAUUUAUUGAAAGUUAUUUGUUACAAAAUAUUGACAUGUAACAUGUCAAUGUCAUGUCUACCAUUGAGCAUAAGGCCUGAGUCAUGAAAUACAUAUACAUACAUUAUAUGCAAUCAGUUCUUGUUAUUCACGGUAGUUAUAGUCUUUAAGUUCACCAUAAACACUGAAUUAGUGAAUAGUGGACCAUGGCUUCUAGUGGCAAUACAGAUUUAGGUACCUGUGAGCAUCUGUUCACAUUUUCAUCAACCAAUCAAUACUUAAUCUCCUAUGGGAUUUUUUUUUUUUUUCUGUUUUAGGACACCUUAUUUAAUAAAUGUUUCUGAGAAGUUACAUCCAAUAUUUCAUUGUAUUAAAAAUAUUUUAAUGACAUCACUUUUGUAUAUUGUUGUUAUUGUACUGUUUUUACUCUUUUCACUACAACAUACACAAACAAUACAUAUAUGCAGUACUCUUAUACAGUAAACACAUAAACACUGUAUAGUACACUAUGUUGUACAGUACACCAUGCAAAGAAAGUCCUAGAAAAAAAAAGAUUAAACUUAAUUAAAUAUUAACAUUAACUAAAACUCUAAUUUUGAUAGAACUGCAGGAUGUGUGAUGGGGCAGUGCACUGAGUGGGUAAAUCUCUUGACCUUGGCUUGACCCAGGAAAA
Dama dama (fallow deer) is the source of this 3334-nucleotide messenger RNA. RefSeq names its product zinc finger protein 599 (gene ZNF599). The transcript has 4 exons. The coding region runs from base 378 to 2144 and encodes 588 amino acids. NCBI's taxonomy places the organism in Eukaryota, Metazoa, Chordata, Mammalia, Artiodactyla, Cervidae. Gene Ontology annotation, biological process: negative regulation of transcription by RNA polymerase II. Gene Ontology annotation, molecular function: DNA-binding transcription repressor activity, RNA polymerase II-specific; RNA polymerase II cis-regulatory region sequence-specific DNA binding. The record is from RefSeq and is a predicted model, not a curated record.